This is a messenger RNA of Macrosteles quadrilineatus (aster leafhopper), 1761 nucleotides long. RefSeq names its product CAAX prenyl protease 1 homolog. Gene Ontology annotation, cellular component: endoplasmic reticulum membrane. Gene Ontology annotation, molecular function: metalloendopeptidase activity. Lineage: Eukaryota; Metazoa; Arthropoda; Insecta; Hemiptera; Cicadellidae. The coding region runs from base 278 to 1588 and encodes 436 amino acids. The transcript has 7 exons. The record is from RefSeq and is a predicted model, not a curated record. Gene Ontology annotation, biological process: CAAX-box protein processing.
GGUUAUAGAGGUUAUGUUAGUGUGCUUACGAGGAUGCAAUAGAAACAUUAGAAACAACGAAUAUUAGGCUAGCUAGAAACUUACCAAUCCGCGUAAGCAGUGUCUUUUGGCCUGCCUAAAGUUAACAAUUAUCUAAACCACGGUAUUUAUAUUAACUUAUUAUCAUGGUAUUUUGAUCUGCUCCAGUUGCCGGAUCUUGGAACGAUAGGAUUAGGCCUAGUCUAGUUGAUUUCCACCGAUCGUUUACAAUAUACAGAAACACAAUUUACCCUCAAUAAUGUCUAUUGAAGAGUACAUUCAGUAUGGGAUAUUAGCAUUUACCUGGCUUGAGUUCUUGUGGGAGCAAAAUCUAUCUUAUAGACAGCAAAAAAUCUACAAAAAUGAAGUGACAGUUCCUGGGAAGCUCAAAGACAUCAUGGAUCAGACCACUUAUACCAAGGCUAGAGUGUACGGCUUGGACAAAAACAAGUUCUCAAUGAUUAAAGAAUUGUACGCCAUUGCGAUCACAACUAUCUUGAUCCUGUUUGAUGGAUUGUUCCUAUUUUGGGUUCAAGCCGGGGGCUUACUGAAACUCUGCGGACUAUCACAGAAUGAGAUCCUGCGCAGUGCUGCGUUUCUGCUUAUCAUGAACACGUUCAAUACAAUAUCUUCACUGCCUAUUAGUAUUUAUCAUCAUUUCGUACUGGAAGAAACACACGGAUUCAACAAGCAAACAGCAGGGUUCUACAUCAAGGACAAAAUAAAGGGUUACGUAGUGUCGCAAGUGAUCUCAAUGCCUCUGAUUGCUGCGAUCGUGUGGAUUGUCAAGGCCGGAGGUGAAUACUUCUUCGUCUACUUGUGGCUCUUUGCGAUGCUCAUCACUUUCUUCCUCCUCACUAUCUACCCGGACUACAUCGCUCCGUUGUUUGACAAAUACACACCUCUGCCCGACGGUGAGCUCAAGACCCGGAUUGAACAACUGGCCGCCAGCAUCGGCUUUCCCUUGUAUAAACUCUACGUGGUCGAAGGCUCUAAACGAUCGGUGCACAGCAAUGCCUACUUUUUUGGAUUUUUCAAAAACAAGAGGAUUGUGUUGUUCGACACUCUACUGCAGGACUACUCGAAGCCUGACGCUGAAGGUUCCGAGAAGAAGGGUUGUGACAAUGAGGAGGUCCUCGCUGUCCUCGGACAUGAGCUCGGCCACUGGAAACUCAACCAUGUCUUCAAAAACAUUGUCAUCAUGCAGGUGAACUUGCUGCUUUUGUUUCUCGCAUUCAGUUACUUAUUCAAGUACAAGGAGCUUUACAGAGCGUUUGGAUUUCACUACGAACAGCCUGUAAUCAUCGGACUGCUCGUUGUUCUGGUUUACAUAUUUUCGCCAUAUAACGCUGUACUCAGCUUCGCCUUGACUUUCCUCAGUCGCAAGUUUGAAUUCCAGGCCGAUGCCUUUGCAAAAUCUCUCGGUAAAGCUGUUUAUUUGCGACGGGCGCUGAUUAAAAUCAAUCAGGACAACCUGGGAUUCCCAGUCUACGAUUGGUUGUACUCCAUGUGGCAUCAUUCUCACCCCCCACUCCUCGAGAGACUCGAGGCCAUUGACAAGUCUGAAUAAAUUUAGCAUUCCGUGUUCACUAUAGUAUUAUUGUAUUGGAUUUGUACUGCAUACUUCUCAGUUGAGUUGACUAAUUUAUUCGCUGUAAUAAAUUAAUUUUUAUAAUAUGGUUGUGUCAUUGUAAACUAGUUUUGUAAUUUUGCAAGUGGAUUGAUUAAAACACUGUCUGCUUA